Molecule: messenger RNA, 920 nt
Organism: Schistocerca piceifrons (Central American locust)
Lineage: Eukaryota; Metazoa; Arthropoda; Insecta; Orthoptera; Acrididae
Gene: mRpL50
Product: 39S ribosomal protein L50, mitochondrial
Exons: 5
Coding region: 106-816 (236 amino acids)
Cellular component (GO): mitochondrial large ribosomal subunit; mitochondrion
Source: RefSeq, a predicted model, not a curated record
CGUUUAAAUCACCAACCACACGGAUAGCCUACUCAGAACCACAUAAAAUCUGAUAAUAUACACGUACCGUCUGAAGGGUUUUUACGUUCCAAUGGCGACUGUAAAAUGGCGGAUGGGAAACAACAAGCGCAGAGACUCUGUGAUUUCUAUUGGCUUGUUAUGGUCACAUGGUAUACAUGUAACUGUAUCAUGGCAGCGCUCGCGAGGCAUGGGCUGAUGAAAGGGGACGAAAUUAAAUAUAGCUUUGGAAAUGUGAUGUGUAUAUUUACAGCUAGCAAAAAGCUUCUGGCCUCCAAAAAUAAGAAGAAAGAGGGACCUAGAGCUAGAACAAUUGAAUCGACAGGGGAAUCUCUUGCUUCACGAGGGUUCGUGCGGCCACAGAAACAGUACAUCCCAGAAGGUGACAUUAAAAAAAAAAUUGACGAUAUCUGUAAGUCAGUAUGGCAAGAUAAGAAACAAAUCUUGAAACACAGCAAUCCAAUAGCAGAUUCAGAAUUUAAGUUCAGCUUGUUGGCAAAAUGCUACCAAGAAUUCCAACACGGAGUGCCAAAUUCACUCUUGCAUACAAUAGAGUCACUUGAUGAUGUAAUAAAUUUCUAUGAAACACCUGUAGAUGUGACUAUUCCAUUUGAUACGUUGAAAAAGGUGGAGCUGCCAGAGAAUCUUCAUAUUCAGUAUGAAUAUCACAGAUUUCACCCAGAAACAGACACCAUGUUUGGCGGUGUAAGCGCAUUUCCAUUAAGUUCAACUAUAGUUACUGGGCUCAGAUAUAAGAAGAAAUACAAAGGUCACAUUGCUAAACCAAAGUGGAUGUGAUUAUUGGAUGAACUAUGACGUUUUUUUAGUAAAGAGCAUUAAAUAUUAAAACUGCAUUGUUUGUCAAACUGCCAAGUGAUGCAAUAAAUUAUUGUUUGUAAAUA